AUGUCGCCUCAGGAUUACCCGAUCCUCUCAGGUGGCAGCUUGCCAGCAGAAUCAGACCGCCGUAGCCUAGGUGCUCUGGCAGACGAGAUAUCCGAGCUAGAGGCGACGUAUCAGGACAGCACAAUCCAGGCAGGACAGGAAGUGGAAGAUUUCGCCAACGCCCUCGAUAAGUACACUGUCUCGAAGGCAUCGGUCGCAGUAAAACGCGCCCAAAUUUUCGAACUGGUCGAGCACUAUCACACCUACACCAGACAGAGAGUUAAGGCGCUCCGUGAGCGACAGUCCCGGGAGCGAUCUACUCGAGGACGAGAAUGGCAGCUUAUCCAAGCUGGGAGUAACUCGGGACAGGAUUCUAACGAUAUGGACUUCGAUGAAGGUGAUGACGAUGAUAGCCUCGCCGUUAGCCCUGAAGAGAUACAAAAGGUGGAAGAGGAAGCUCAGACUUGGGAUCUUUUGCGACGAAUCUUGCCUCUGCGAUACCGCGACUCCCCUCGUUCUCUCUACAAACCACCGUGCGAAGACCCGCACCGGUCUCGGAGGCAGUACUGGGGCGACUUCAUAAUAUCCGACUCCAUUGCCAGGGAACGCAAGAUUGUUCUAGAGUGGCUGCAGACCAGCGCAAGUUACGGUCCCCCAAUCGAUGAGGUGGUUAGCGAGCUGCAACAGAAUGCUGAGAGGGGCGAUAUUCUCGUGCAUGGGUGGCUGCACACUCGACACAAGAUCAAGUUGCAGAAGAGUGUCAACGCAUAUCAGGGGGUGCUCGACCCUGAGGACCCGGGUCUCGCCGAAUCGCAUCUCAGCUCUAAUACCCUAAUCACCCAGCUGGAUCCCGACGCCAUGACACGGCAAGGCCGCAAGCUCGAGCCGCAGGAUGAGUCUUUCGAGCGAGCAAUCUGGCUCGGCUGUUUCGAAAUGUUGAGGCGAGGGCACAGCAUGUCCGAAGUCCGCGACUGGUGCUCAGAGAGAACCGAGUCUUGGCGAGCCGCAACUAUAUCGAAACUACCCCUUUCGAAUCUAGACGAUGAAGAGGUGGACGUUUUCGAGCCACGGGCGGCUAUCCUCUGGAGGCGUAUGUGCUUUGCCACCGCCCGAGAAGGCGGCACUAGCGACUUCGAGCGAGCUGUUUACGGCGUCCUCUCGGGCGACAUUCCCAGCGUCGAGAAGGUGAGCAAGACGUGGGAUGAUUUCCUCUUCGCGCACUACAAUGCGUUGCUUCGGACCCAAUUCGAUUCUUAUCUCGUUAAACAUGGUGGGCCCGGCGCAGCCGCUGCAGCCCAAAGUUUCCCUUCCUUCAACGCCGUACAGCACCAUGGCGAUCCAGUCACGGCUGGGAAGCGCCUGAUUAGUACAUUGGAGAAAGACGACCGAACCAAGGAUAUGGCCUUGACGGCGGCCAAAGCAUUGCAAGGUGCGAUCCUGGCCAAUGACCUGGACAGACAUCUCUACCAGCAAGGGCUUGUGCUCUCUAAGCAUGCCAAUCAGAAUCAGAAUCAGAAGUCGAAGCUUAUUCCGGACUACGGCAUCCCAGCCCUGGACGACAAGACCGACAAAUUCGUCGACCUCUCGGAUCAUGAUGGCCUACGCGUCCUCGCACAUGUUCUUAUCGUGAUAUCGACUCUCGACCGAUUAAGUGGCUCCUCCAAAGACGAUGGAAGCAUUGGCCCCCUCCGUAUCCGUCAUCGAGUACAAGAGCAUGCAAUUGCGGCAUAUGUCAGCUUUCUGCGUCUUGCUAACCUGGAGAUGAUGGUGCCGCUGUACUGCUCCAAACUCCUUGGGCCUCGUGUCUACGAGACCCUCACAAGGAACCUCAUCCAGAUCGUCGACCAAGAAGCAAGAGUGAACCAGCUGAGCAUAAUGAGGAGACUGGGAUUAGAUCUCGCCGAGUUCGCCAAAACACAACCGCGGGUGUUUCUGGAGGACGUGAAAGACUCACAAGCGUCCUGUGAGGCCAGGGGCAACUUCAGAAUCCUCCAGGAUGGCCCGCAUACAUUGAAGUACGGCCGAAUAAUCAAGCCGGACUUCUUCGGGGAAGAUGCGGAGUUUGUGGAUCGAGACGAUGAGCUCAUCAUCCGGGCUAUGGAGUGGCUUAUGCUGGUGCCUGGUCUCUUCGUGGAGACCUGCAUGUAUGCCAUCAGGGUUUACACGUACUUCCUGAAGCGGAUGCGCUUGCGAGCCGCCCGCGCUCUCCUCAACCGAGUCCCUGUCAAGGACAUCAUCCUGGAGAAGACAGACAUUCCCCUCGGAACCCUGAACGAGGAUGGUGAUGAUACGACAUGGUUUGAGGAAUUCGAGUCUACCGAGUUUCCUGACGAAUUCCUAGAGGAGUGCAAGCUCAGCAGUGAAACACUCAUCACCAAGGUUAGGAAUCUGUGGGAGCUUGAGUGCCUUGUCAGAGCACUGGAUUCCAUGGAAACACUGUCUUCACUUGCGGAGAUCAAUCGAGAGGGGGGCAACACGUCUCGGGAGAUGUGGCAACGUGCUAGCGAGGAGAUACGGGUGGCAAAGGCUUCCAUGAAGCCAAUCCUGAAGGACUGGCUGCUGAUUGUCACUCAAGCCGAUCGUGACUUUGAAGAGCUGCGGGAAGCUUAUAUUCCCGAGACGGUCCUCGCGUACAUCAGCUGCUUACACUUCGUCGGGACAUCCCUGUCGCGCGAUAAUCUCCUGGAGUGUAUGAAUCUGGCCGCCGUCAUCGCCGAAAGGGGCUCGGAUGUCUCAUCCGAGUUCAUGAAGUGCGGGCGGAUGAAGGAGCUCGUCGAUGCCUUCGCUUCGUGCAGCAAGGCCCUGGCGAUAAGCACCGCCGAGAAGAAGGGCUCUCAGAUGAGUACCAAGAAGUUCAGGGAGACGGGCUGGUCGCGAGAGCUAUGGUCUGUCAAGCCUUAA
Messenger RNA from Phialemonium atrogriseum, 2880 nucleotides. Its product is annotated as nuclear pore protein 84/107. The transcript has 5 exons. The record is from RefSeq and is a predicted model, not a curated record. Gene Ontology annotation, biological process: mRNA export from nucleus; post-transcriptional tethering of RNA polymerase II gene DNA at nuclear periphery; protein import into nucleus. Gene Ontology annotation, cellular component: nuclear pore; nuclear pore outer ring. The coding region runs from base 1 to 2880 and encodes 959 amino acids. Lineage: Eukaryota; Fungi; Ascomycota; Sordariomycetes; Cephalothecales; Cephalothecaceae. Gene Ontology annotation, molecular function: structural constituent of nuclear pore.